GCACCGAUACAGGAAAAACCUGUCGUGUAUGAUCGACCCCCGGGAGUAACCGGCGAUCCACCCUUAUCAAAAGGUGAACGAGUAGUUUGGAUGACUGACCAUUCGCCUGAAUUUGGAACAGUUCGUUGGAUAGGUUACCUUGCGGAAUUGAAGGAAUCGAGUUGGACGGUCGGAGUAGACUUCGAUAAUCCCAUUGGCACUGGAACAGGAAAAUACAAGGAUCAGCAGCUGUUUAAGACUGCAGUGAAUCACGCGUCCCUCAUACCAAUAAUGGGUCUUAUGAGGGUCUCGGAAUUGGGACUACCUGAUCCCAAAUAUACUCCAAAGAAUAUUCCUUCGAGAGUGUCUGCUACAAUACCGAGGACUCGUCAAAAUACCCAGGACCAUGUGAAUAGUAAACACAAUUUCAUUAGGGCAUCAACGCCUGAUCGAUCCGACAAUUCACCAUGGGAAAGGCGUACCCCACCGACGACAAUGAACUAUUCAACAAAUGGAGGAACAGGCAUGGGCAGCGGAUCUAUAUCGACGCCCUUGCGGGAAGGGGACCCCUCAUACAAUAUUAUAGACAAAGUUGGACGACCAAAGGGUAGAGCAAAUGCUGCUCACUCUGCUAAUUUAUCUCCAGCAGUUAAUCCUCGUGAUUUAUUACCAAAAGACUGUAAUUCAGACGAUGUUGAAACAAUGAGUUUGGAAAAACGGGCGGGAGCUGCCGUAAAAAAGCAAGCGAAAGCCGCAAAAAACGCGAUUAUGAAUCAGUUAAAAAGAAAGAAGGCGUCAGUUGGAAGUGGUGGUGGUAGUGGUGGCGGCGAUAGUACGGCAAAUACAAGUACGGACUCUGAAACGUUCAAUCUGGACGAUUUGGCGUCAUCUCUUGGUCGUGGAAUAUUAUCUUCUAACACCCGCAAUGCUAGGCAAUCGAGCGAGAGUGAGGGAGGAAGUCUAGCCACGCCCCCUCAAUCAAAGCCUCCCUCUAAGGCGCCAAGCAAAAGUGGGUCGUCAGAUGAAAGAGGCAAAACCUCAUCUCCGAAACCCUUAGAUCCCGCCUCCUUAAACACGCAGUUAAGUUACGGUUCCAUGGUUGAAGUAAAUAGUGAAGAUGGCUCACAUUUUGGUGUUGCCAGAUGGUUUGGUUAUAAAGAAGACAUCAAUUCACCUAUUGUUGGUUUAGAAAUGGACGAUCUAAAUAGUGAGGAAAAUAACAGUACACAACCGACACCGAAAAGAGAAGGAGUUCUGGGGGGAAAGUCACUGUUUGAAUGUACAUCUGGUGGCAAACCAGCUUUUUAUCCAUUAAAGGUCUGUCAGAGAGACAGACGUUUUGAAGAAAAUGCAGUUAGUCGAAACGGUGCUGGUCAACAUUCCCCGUUCGGCAACGUCGACUGUCCGGAAGUUAUCGGUCACGUAGAUCCGUUGAGUUUCGAUUGCAUUGCAGAUUUAAAUCCGUAUUGCGGCAAAAAUAAGGGUAUUCAAGGCCAUAGAAAAUCUUGCUACCUCGACACGACUCUUUUUUCUAUGUUCGCUUUUACGUCCGUAUUUGAUGAAAUUCUUUGUCGACCCAAAAAAGAAGCGGAUAUUAUUUGUUUUGAAGAGAUACAAACUAUUUUAAGAGAAUCAGUUGUUAAUCCCCUACGAAAGAACUUUUUCGUACGAGCCGACAAAGUAUUGAAUUUACGUGGAAUGCUCGAUAAGAAUUCAUCUGUCAAGGGAUUGACGAACGAAGAAAAAGAUCCUGAAGAAUUUUUAGAAUGUUUACUGCAGCAAGCCUUUGUCGUUUCUCCACCAUAUCUGCGUCUUAGCUCGGGAGUAAAUGCUUAUUACUAUCAGUUAUUUGUUGAGAAAGAUGACUGCGUUCUACCGAAUACACAACACCUAUUAGGUCUCAGUUUCUUCCAGAACGACUUAAAAUUGAUGAGCGUUCCUUCGGUACUUAUUCUGCAAAUGCCGAGAUGUGGCAAAGACUUUAAGAUGUAUCCGAAAAUAAUUCCAUCAUUAUACCUAGACAUAACGGAUGUAUUAGAAUAUAGCGUUCGGCAAUGCGCCAUAUGUGGGACUAUUGCAACCCUGGAGUGCCGAGAGUGCUUUUCGCAUUUCGGCAAUUCUCUCGACAAAAUAGCGUUCUGUGCCCCUUGUAGUAACAGAGUGAGUUGACUUUUGCAGCGCGGUCACUUAGACUGCCUUUUAGUCCACUCAAUAAAAUCCCCGCUUUUUUUUUCACUUCGCAGUCUCAUGGUCAUCAAAGACGCAAACAUCAUAGACCAAGACCUUUAAAGUCACCAAACGAUGCCAAGUAUCGCUCGAAUAUGUCUUUAGCUUCUUUGGACUCGAGACGAGAAACUUUAACAGCUGACGAAGUGUCCUGCAGAGAGGUUAUGGAAUUAUUUGCCGUUAUAUGCAUCCGUACUAGCCACUAUGUUGCAUAUUGCAAGACCGCCUGUUCGGAAAAGGCGCCUUGGGUAUUCUUCGAUAGUAUGGCUGACAGAGAAGGGCAGGAAAACGGUUAUAAUAUACCCGAAGUGAAAUUAGUUGAUCGUAUAAGGGAGUAUUUAUCGGAUAAAGAGAGACUGCAUACUGCCAAAGACGUCGAAUUAGACGAGUUACUCAGGCGUCUAGUUUGCGACGCGUACAUCUGCUUUUACCGACACUCUGUUAUGUGUCAAUAUAGUUAAAGUUUUUUGCUUUCUUUGCUUUAACGUAUAUAUAAAAUAUCUGUAUAUAUAGAGUAUUUAUAAAUCUCUAUAUGUAUACUUAUACAAUGUAACAUAUAUAAUAUAUAUGUAUAUAUGUAUAUGAAAUUAUAUACAUAUAUAUAUCUAUAUACAUAUAUAUGUUGGAACUAUGUAUAAAAUAUGUAAAUCUGCAAAAAAUAAUCUCAUGUACAUAAAUUGGUUGUGCGAGCACUUUUUUCUGCAUUUGCAGUACGUUUUAUCUAUGCUGACUAAGUUUAGUAUUUUUGCCUGUGAUGUUCACUGCAUCUUUUUACACUGAUUUGUUGAGAAAGGUUGAAGCAAACAUCUGAAUGUAUCACGUUUUAAUUUAUUCCUUCUUCUAUUUAUUUUUUCAUCGUUUGUCUCGCGAUCAAGAAAAUUCUAGAACAAGAAGUAGGGUUGUAAAUGUUUUUUUCUUUCGACUGCAUGCAAAUUGUUAAAUGAUUGUUGAGCAGCAGAUGAAAAAAUGGAAAAAAAAACCAAUACAUAGUGACACAUAAAUAUUCACGCAUUAAUGUUUCUUUUCGCGUUUUUUCUUCUCUUUUAAAAAGUAUUCCCCGCUUUCGAUUUGCAAAUCGACCUUUGAAGGUUUCUGUGGAGGUGGGAAGGGAGUAUAUUCUUUCUUUGUACGCUUCUUGAACGGCUUUCGCCUCUUGCUUAUUGUCUUGGAUUUGAAUUUUGGCAGAAAGCGAUCCCAUGAUUCACCUUUUAGUGCAGGAUCUUUUGAUAGUUGUUGUUUUAUCAUAAGAGUCUUAAUAUUAUAAAUGGGAUGAAUGUUUUUCAUGGUAUCAACAACUAUUUUUCUUACUUCUUUCAAGCCUCUAUGUGGUCCUAAAGCUGAUACAGUAUUACCCUGAACUAACACGUAACAAUCAGUCAACAGUUCGAUAGCUUUCAGAGUAGAUCCAUCCGGGCCGAUCAGUCUUUGACGGCGUUUAACGAAGCGCUCCUUGUUACGAACCAGUGUCUUUAUCUUGAUAAUAUCACUCGCUAUGUCGUCUUCCAAUACUCUCACAGCUUGCUCAUAUGGAACGCUCCUCGAUAGCAAUUUAAUCAGGUCGCGAGAUUUUAGGAUAAUAAACGGAUCGAACGUUUUCCUUGUAGUUUUAACGGUCAUACUGCCUUCCACAGCGUCUAACUCAGCUUUAAUUCCAUGCUCGGCUAACGCCUUUUUUACCAAUGGCCAGCACUCCCUGAGAUAUUUUUCCCGAUAUUUUGGGAAAAGUGUGGCGAAAGAACUUUCGCAAACUAAACCACGUGGGUUGUCAUCUUUCGUAAACGCAGGCUCCUUCCAUUCACUAUCCGCCAUGAUGAUUAUCUAACUAGCUCUCGUUUCAACCAGUAGAUGUCGUUCUUUUUUUUUUUU
Dimorphilus gyrociliatus is the source of this 4071-nucleotide messenger RNA. NCBI's taxonomy places the organism in Eukaryota, Metazoa, Annelida, Polychaeta, Dinophilidae. The record is from the annotation of a GenBank genome assembly.